Molecule: messenger RNA, 3111 nt
Organism: Oncorhynchus nerka (sockeye salmon)
Lineage: Eukaryota; Metazoa; Chordata; Actinopteri; Salmoniformes; Salmonidae
Product: zinc finger protein 239-like
Biological process (GO): regulation of transcription by RNA polymerase II
Molecular function (GO): RNA polymerase II cis-regulatory region sequence-specific DNA binding; DNA-binding transcription factor activity
Source: RefSeq, a predicted model, not a curated record
AUGGAUGGGGAAGUUCGCAAGUUUCUGGAGCUGUGGCUAAACCACACUUUCACACUGACACUGCCCCCUUGCUUACUCGGGGACUUGCACACUGUGCUCGGGGACUUAGACUACACUGAGUGGGACUUUUCUGCAGAGAGACACACAGGGGAGAAACCUUAUAGCUGUGAUCAAUGUGGGAAGAGUUUCUACAGAUCAGAACACCUGAAUAAACACCAGAGAACACACACAGGAGAGAAACCUUAUAGCUGUGAUCAAUGUGGGAAGAGAUUCACAUCAUCAGGCACUGACUUACACCAGAGAACACACACAGGAGAGAAACCUUAUAGCUGUGAUCAAUGUGGGAAGAGAUUUGCUACAUCUAGCAGCCUGACUCUACACCAGAGAACACACACAGGAGAGAAACCUUAUAGCUGUGAUCAAUGUGGGAGGAGUUUUAGUCAAUCUGGCCAUCUGACUCUACACCAGAGAACACACACAGGAGAGAAACCUUAUAGCUGUGAUCAAUGUGGGAAGAGAUUUGCUACAUCUGCCAGCCUGACUCUACACCAGAGAACACACACAGGAGAGAAACCUUAUAGCUGUGAUCAAUGUGGGAAGAGAUUUGCUACAUCUGGCAACCUGACUCUACACCAGAGAACACACACAGGAGAGAAACCUUAUAGCUGUGAUCAAUGUGGGAAGAGUUUUACUCAAUCAAACAGCCUGACUCUACACCAGAGAACACACACAGGAGAGAAACCUUAUAGCUGUGAUCAAUGUGGGAAGAGAUUUGCUAAAUCUGGCCAUCUGACUCAACACCAGAGAACACACAGGAUUGAAAUCUCAUAGCUGUGACCAGAGAUAAUCUGAUAAAAGAUCUGAUCAAAUAUUAGAAAAACAUACAUGAAGAAGUUGUUUCAUGAUUUCAAUGAAUUAAUGUCACAAUGUAGAAUUUUUUAACAUUGUAGUAGGAGUAUUGUAAUGAUUUCACAAUGUAGAAGCCUAAACGUGUGCCCACUUAUGAAUUGAUAUCAACAUGUUAUGGAUAUUAGCCUAAUGGGGAAAAAUCCAGGCUCUGAAAUGGAAGAGUACUAUUUAUGUGAUUUAACAAAAAUUGACAAACUAAAAAAGAGUUCUCAUCAAAUCAAAUUUAUUUAUAAUUCCCUUCUUAUAUCAGCUGAUAUCUCAAAGUGCUGUACAGAAACCCAGCCUAAAACCCCAAACAGCAAGCAAUGCAGGUGUAGAAGCACGGUGGCUCGGAAAAACUCCCUAGAAAGGCCAAAACCUAGGAAGAAACCUAGAGAAGAACCAGGCUAUGAGGGGUGGCCAGCACUUUUCUGGCUGUGCCGGGUGGAGAUUAUAACAGAACAUGGCCAAGAUGUUCAUAAAUGACCAGCAUGGUCAAAUAAUAAUAAUCACAGUAGUUGUCGCGGGUGCAACAGAUCAACACCUCAGGAGUAAAUGUCAGUUGGCUUUUCAUAGCCGAUCAUUAAGAGUAUCUCUUCCGUUCCUGCUGUCUCUAGAGAGUUGUAAACAGCAGGUUUGGGACAGGUAGCACAUCCGGUGAACAGGUCAGGGUUCCAUAGCCGCAGGCAGAACAGUUGAAACUGGAGCAGCAACACGGCCAGGUGGACUGGGGACAGCAAGGAGUCAUCGUGCCAGGUAGUCCUGAGGCCUGGUCCUAGGGCUCAGGUCCUCAGAGAGUGAGAAAGAAAGAAUUAGAGAGAGCAUACUUAAAUUCACACAGGACACCGGAUAAGACAGGAAAAGUACUCCAGAUAUAUCAAACUGACCCUAGCCCCCUGACACAUAAACUACUGCAGCAUAAAUACUGGAGGCUGAGACAGGAGGGGUCAGGAGACACUGUGUCCCCAUCCGAUGAUACCCCCGGACAGGGCCAAACAGGAAGGAUAUAACCCCACCCACUUUGCCAAAGCACAGCCCCCACACCGCUAGAGGGAUAUCUUCAACCACCAACUUACCAUCCUGAGACAAGGCCGAGUAAAGCCCACAAAGAUCUCCGCCACGGCACAACCCAAGGGGGAGCGCCAACCCAGACAGGAAGAUCACGUCAGUGACACAACCCACUCAAGUGAUGCACCCCUCCUAGGGACGGCAUGAAAGAGCACCAGUUUGCCAGUGACUCAGCCCCUGUAAUAGGGUUAGAGGCAGAGAAUCCCAGUGGAGAGAGGGGAACCGGCCAGGCAGAGACAGCAAGGACGGUUCGUUGCUCCAGAGCCUUUCCGUUUACCUUCACACUCCUGGGCCAGACUACACUCAAUCAUAUGACCUACUGAAGAGAUGAGUCUUCAGUAAAGACUUAAAGGUUGAGACCGAGUCUGCGUCUCUCACAUGGAUAGGCAGACCAUUCCAUUCAAAUGGAGAUCUACAGGAGAAAGCCCUGCCUCCAGCUGUUUGCUUAGAAAGUCUAGGGACAAUUAGGAGUUGUGUUACACUUACCACGUUGGUGACCCACUUGAAUCAAAAUGCAACACUUCAAAAUGUGGCGUGCUGUUUUCUACAAAUUGUCCUCUAACCAGGGAUGUACUCCCAGAUUCCAGAUUGUGGUUUUUGAGCUGUUAGUUUUAACAGGACGUGCAACCUCAUCUCUCUCCUCUCUCACAAUUUUUUUAGCAUGAUAUCGAUGAGUGAUGACAAAUAAGUGUUGCAUUCCCUUGUUUAGCGACCCCUAAAUUUAAUGCAUCACUCCCAAAUGUAGCUGACUCUUCUGCAGGUUGUCCUCUAACCAGGGAGGUAAAAUAUAUCUCCCAUUUCCAUGUGUUUUUUUUUGUUCAGUUUCAACAGCACGUACAACCUAAUUUCCCCCCUAAUCGAUAUCAGUGAUUUAUUGCUAUUUGUCAAAACAACAGUGUUUCUGGUGCUUGUGCAGUUUAUAAGGAGCUUGUUUAAAAAAUACAAGUAAUGUGAUUAUUGUGGCAGAUGUUUGUGUAUAUAGCACAUGUUAUGUUUAGGUUUUCAAUUUAUCCCCAAACUGUUCCUGCAUAUUGGUUAUUGAUUUGGACACGUUAAAACUGUGUUUUGACAUUGGGCUAUCCCACCAAGCAAAAUUAUAUUGAAAAGACGUUGAAAAUAUGACUAUGCAAUCAAAUAUUUCAUAUUUACAUUUCA